Messenger RNA from Penicillium pulvis, 1797 nucleotides. Its product is annotated as F-box protein. The transcript is spliced from 2 exons. Lineage: Eukaryota; Fungi; Ascomycota; Eurotiomycetes; Eurotiales; Aspergillaceae. The record is from RefSeq and is a predicted model, not a curated record. Bases 1 to 1797 code for a protein of 598 amino acids.
AUGGAGGACCCGGCGCAAAAGACCAUCAAGAAGCAUAAGCGCGGUGCCAAACGUGCAAAAAUUCAACGUCCAGUUAUGCAAAAUCCGACGCAGAAUACCAUCGUACAGGAUGAGCCUAGUGCCAACCGAGCAAGCCUGCCCCCAGAGCUAUGGGACAUGAUCAUUCAAUAUCUUCGAGAGUCUGUUCGCAAGAAACCCAAGCACCUUAGCCGACUGUCGCAGACAUGCCGAUCCCUUUACCAGAGCAUCCAUCCAUUUCUUUACGAAACACCUAGACUUUCAUGGUUAAUUCAUGGGCCUCGACUUGCAGAAACUAUCAAGAAACGCCCAGAUCUGGCUCCACUCAUUCGUGAAAUUCGCCACGAGGAUGAUACCGGAUUUGAAGAUUUGAUUGAUUUCUCUGUGCCCUUCUAUGAAAUGAUUGCUAAAUUACCCUCUCUGGAAACACUUGUUUUCAGGAAACGACUUGGGGUUCCUUGGAGAAGAGACAUCAAAUGGACCGAGGAGGAGGACAAAGUGCGACGAUUAUCCGGUAGAUGCUACCUGGAUGAGGAAUUCGUCCGAGAGGAGGUGGAGGACGAGACGCAUGAAACUGUAGAUGGCUAUAUCUCCCAAGCUGCUCAGGCUUUUUUUGAGCAUGAGCAAAAAGGGACGUUAGGUCCAGGAAAUGACCCAUUUGGCUGUGGGGAAAACCCGUGGGAAGUCAUGAUAAACUUUCAGAAGUAUCAGGAAGACCUCAUAGACCAACGUCUUGAGUACAGUGCUGCUCUCACAAAGAAAACUUGGUUCUGUGGAGGUAUUCUUGGCGAUCACAAAAAUGCUCGCCUGCCUCCCAAUUUGCGAGUUUGCCAUAUCGGAACUGAUUCUACACUUGAUACACACAAUCAGAAGGAGUAUGAUAUUCCUACUUUUAAUGAGACCAUUUUUCUCCUCAAACAACGACCUGAAAAGAUCUGCAUCACGGGUGCGAGGUUUCAGUGGCUUUCAAAAGGGGAUUCCAUUUUUUUUUACGAUGACAUGUUGCCUUCUGAACAUUCCACCGUGAAAGAAUUGGUGAUUCUCAAUUGUGAGAUAUCAAUGGAAGACCUAAAAUUUAUUCUCAGCUUUACAGAGGGACUGAAAUCCUUUACAUUCCGAGGCCCUCUUCCACAAGGCUUCGCAGAGGGAGGCGGCUUCCCGGAUCUAUUCAUGGAUCAUCAUGACUGCAUCGAAACUCUCGACCUUGACGUCUACUGGGGGGCGGCCCUUGCCUCCGGGCUUCACAACUUUUCAUUUCUCGAAAAACUUACAAUCACACCUUACUCGCUGCUAGGAAUGGGGACACGUCCAGUAAUGCCCUUGCCAAAUUCGCUCAAAAGCCUUACAUUUCGAUAUGAACCGGGACAGCCUGUACCUCUGGCGGUCCUCUAUAAUUCAUUGACGCGUGAGGGUCAACAUUUAUGUCUGCCGCUUCUUCGUGAGAUAAUUUGUGAGAUACCGGAUAAUCUGAGCAAUCCCUCCAGUGAGGAAGUCUGCUUCCAAAUCAAUAAUUGGGUGGAUUUGUUUCGACAACGGAAUGUUUCACUUCUGGCCAAAUUGGUUCCGUAUCCAUACACAAUGUCGGAGUAUGAUUCUUGCUCUUGUGAGAACCUGCAUUUUUACCACCGGUUUCCAUGCCAUAAGGAAUCGAAUAAAACAAAUGCGAAGGUCUUCUGGCCUGGGUCAGUUGAUUUUUCUGUUGCUCAAUAUGAGAGGGCUCUAAAUGACGGCGAAUUGGAUGAGUGGCCUGGAUUUUCGGAUAGUGAAGACGACUGGUAG